Molecule: messenger RNA, 5188 nt
Organism: Sphaeramia orbicularis (orbiculate cardinalfish)
Lineage: Eukaryota; Metazoa; Chordata; Actinopteri; Kurtiformes; Apogonidae
Gene: prdm2a
Product: PR domain containing 2, with ZNF domain a
Exons: 4
Coding region: 237-4412 (1391 amino acids)
Biological process (GO): regulation of transcription by RNA polymerase II
Molecular function (GO): DNA-binding transcription factor activity; RNA polymerase II cis-regulatory region sequence-specific DNA binding
Source: RefSeq, a predicted model, not a curated record
UCGUUAGUGCAUUAAGGAAGGAAAAAAAACAUACACAGCUGUCCACAAUCUGCACAAGAGGAAUAUAUCAAAACUCUUUUAAGGGCACAGCUGCAAACACAGGAGGAAAAGCCUUCGUGUUGAUCCGUCAAACAAAGCACCGCAUUUAUUCCGCACUGACUGCUACAAUGGUGUGACAACUGUGAACGCCCCUUUGCCAGACUCCGUCACUGAAGUGAAUACAGUCUCUGGAAAACAUGGAGGAAUUUUCUCACUCUUACAUAUCGGAAUAUGGAGACAUUGAGGAUAUAGAGGAGGAGGAGGAAGAAGAGGAGACUAAUACAGAGCCGGACACGACUAAGUCAGUUUCCCCAGAUCUUCACGACAAGGAUACAGAGAAUCACUGGGACUGGUUUCCUUGCCAGCACUGUGAGAGACGUUUUACCAGCAAACAAGGCUUGGAACGACACUUGCACAUCCACACUUUGGCAAACAACAAGGCACAUUCAUACAAAAGCAAUAAGAGCAGCAUCUCCUCUGGUUCAAGUGCAGGUCAGACGCAGCGCGAGAAGAAAAGGCCCGUAGAUUCUACAGACGUAGACAGGCUGCCUGAUAGUUCGUCCCCUCUUGGCGUCGAUACCUCUGGAGAAGACGCUGCUCAGCCAGAUACAUCGGGAACAGCGGAGGGGCAUCAUGCUUGCAAAUACUGCGAGAAAAUAUUUAGUACGUACACCAACAAACGGCGUCACGAGCGUCGGGUUCAUGAGCAGCACCUGCACACAGAGGAAAACCAGCUACCCCAGGAGGAAAACCCCCAGAUAACAUUUAGCGCGGCAUCUCAACAGGAAAUGCAGCUAGGCGGUGGUUCAACACCUGCAGCCGUUCUGGAAAAGGAAGGAGAGCAAGCAGAACAAUACAUGUUAGACGUCUCCAGUAAUAUUUCAGAAAAUCUCAGCUUUUACAUCGACGGAAAAAUCGUCUCGACAAGUACAGUCAGUAGCUGUGAAACGGCCGAGGUUCAUUCGGGGUCGUCUACUUUAGUCGGCCUGGAUGCCCUGAUUCUGGACCCCGCCCAGAUCAGCCAGGUUUUAAAUACAGAUUCAGCUGUGAGCAAAGACAUUUCUGGCCAAGCGUCGGCCAAGAGAAGAACUGCAACGCCACCUCUUUUACCGCAAAUUAAAACUGAACUGGAGUCUGAGGUGGUUGUAUCCUCCACUUCUUCAUCUUCACUCGUGUCGUCUUUAAUCGAGAACCUGCUUCCUCAGAACACAGAAUCCACAGUCGUGCAGAAAGAGAGGACGGUGUUUUUAUCGCCAAAGCUGAAGCAGCUCCUGGAGAAGCAGGACGGCCUUAAACCAGCACUCGCCCUCAUCACGGACGGCCAGAAGUCCUGUUCGCCCGUCACCUUGUCUGUCUUACCUGCUGCAACCGGAAGGUUCAAAAGGAGAACAGGUUCCCCACAACAAAAUGUCACAAAUAAUGAAGAAACACAAGCACCCGAUACAGGAGAGUGUGACUUAAGUACGGGACAAGCUCAGACCAUACAAAACUCACCCGUUCACCAAAUAACCAGUGACAAAGAAGAAACACCUCCAUCUGUCGAGGAACCAGCAGUGAAUCAGGUCUUGACUGAAAGCUGGCCCACGAUGGCCGGCGGCAACUCCUGUAAUCAGCAACCACUGGAUCUUUCCAACACCGUCAAACGAAACGAAGACGGAGCUUUAGCUGAUGCUGCGCUGGAUUUGAGUUUGCAAAAAAGAAGCCCGGAGGACUCUGACCCGACAUCAAAAGUAGUUUCGCAAACACUUUUGAAAGGAGCAUCGGACACUUGCGUGACAGAGAAGUCCUUAAUGGAUGAAUACAAGCAUCUUAACAUCAGUGAACCAAACACAAGUUUAGGGAAUCUCGCAGCUCCUUUAGUCACAGACUUUAUAGUCACGAGUUCGGACAUUAUGACCCCGGUGGAGCCUGUUGCAGAGGGGCUAGUUUAUGGACUUGCACUUCCUUCCGCUGCUCUGACUCCAUCCUCCACCUCUCUUACCCCAGUUGCCUUGCAGCCAGCUUCACCCUGCACUAUUGCAUUCGCCUCCCCAGCUGCACACACCAUGCUCCCCGCUGCUCCGUCAUUAAUCACCGUUUUGGCUCCACCACCUAUUCCUAACCCUUCAAACCAGCCAAUCCAGGUAUUAGCCCCAAACAUAUCUCCUGAGCCUUUGGUAAUUUGCACAGAAAAUGGAUUAAAUUCCUCAGAGUGUGAACUGACUACUGCAUUUACCGCCGCAAACCCCACAAACCUUGUCACGCUUUCACAACCCCUUGACCCGACUCUAAAUCUCCCUGGACACGUGUUUCUGACUGAUCCAAUCGCUAUCAACCCGCCUGUAGUUGAAUCUGCUCCGGUGUCCGAGGUGCCGUUCACACCCACAGUAACAUUAAAUGAUCCUCUUCUUAACUCCUACAACAUCACCAGCAACACAGUGUUAAUAGAAUGCACAAUAGCUCUUGAAGCCCCAGGAAGCAUCGUCCCUGCUGCUAUAACCUUACAAGAAAACGCUGCUGAGCCUCCAGCUCCAACACAGAUGGUUGUAAAUCACAUAGAGCAGCAACAGAUUGUAUCAGUACCAAACCCUCAAGCUGUGGAUCCCACGAUCCUCAUGUCGUCCAUUGCAGAAUCAGUAAUGCUGUCCGCCUCCUCCACCUCCGUCAUAUCUGAUUGUCCUGCAGUGAGUGAGUCGGGUCCCGGCCCAGAACCUGUUGUUACCGCAGAGCCGCCGGUGACAAAAGAGGUGGAAGCUGCUGACACUUCUUUUCCCAUAUCUGAGGUCCCGGCUGACGCCUCAGCCCCAUCUGAGAAAGCUAAAGAAGAAGAAUCUUCAAAUGACACGACGAGUGAAGCCCAACAGCAGAGUUUCACCAAAAAUUUCAUCUGCAAUGUGUGUGAUAAGCUUUUUCAUUCAAUGAAGGAGCUAGGCCAACAUGUGGGUGACCAUGCUGAUGAAUGGCCCUACAAAUGUGAAUUCUGCUUGUUGCUCUUUGGCAAGCCCUCCGCUUUGCUUGACCAUCGAUCAAACCUCCACGGUGUCGGCAAGACUUACGUUUGCAGCGCGUGUACAAAAGAAUUUGUCUACCUUUGCAAUCUGAAGCAGCACCAGGAAGAAUUACAUCCCGGGCAGCAGUGCACGCACACAGAGGAAGAAAAGGGCAAACUAAGACCUCAGAACUACAACAACCCAUCAAAAGACAACACGGAGCCCUUGGGGCCAAAUCCGCCAGAGGAAACAAAAGCUGUGGUGAAAAAGGAAGAAACUGAGGUCGAUGCAGCCGCCGAGGAGCUGUUUACAACAAUCAAAAUCAUGGCUUCAGACGGAGGAAAGCUCAAAGGGCCCGAUGUUCGCCUUGGCAUUAACCAACACUAUCCCAGUUUUAAGCCACCUCCGUUUCCUUACCAUAACAGGUCACCUGCCGGCACGGUGGCAUCAGCUACAAACUUCACAACCCACAACAUCCCGCAAACGUUUAGUACAGCCAUCCGCUGCACCAAGUGUGGAAAAAGCUUUGAUAACAUGCCAGAGCUGCACAAACACAUCCUGGCUUGCGCAAACGCGAGUGAUAAAAGACGGUACACACCCAAAAGGAAUCCGAUUCCUCUUCGCCACUUUGCAAAAUCUCAAAAUGGCGUGCUGUCAACUACUAAUUCCGCUAACGGACUUAACUCUCCAAACAGAGCCAGUCAGUCAAACCGGUCCAAACCCAACCACGAAACACCAGUAAAGAUGAAGUUCAAAGUGCUCAACAAAAGGAAGAAGAAGUUGGUUCAAAGGGCUUUGCCACAGAGGAACAAAUCAGUGCCUUCAUCGAAUAAAAUCCCUCCCACACAGAUGGACGAGCAGCAGGAGAUAUUUGUCUGUCCACACUGUAGCAGGGAGUUCACAAUGCGUCGCAGCAGAACCAAACACAUGGCCGUUUGCCCCAAGAAACCCAAGGAGGUGAAGAAAAGGAAAGAAGGAGCUAUAUCUGUGACAAAGGAGAAUGACGGCCAUCAGCACAGAGGUAUUUCACGCGCUGACGAAAAGCGUCAAACCUCACCUCACCACAACACCAGGCUCCAGACUUCAGGCCCCGCUAAGAGGCCCGCCAUCCUGCCCGUGCAAACCGUCUUUUCAAGCAAAAGAAGCAAAAUAAUCAUAAAAGAAAGCCGGCAGCCGAAACAGGACACCCCCGGUCUCAAUGAACUUCCUAUCGUUCGCACUUUCAACCCUGCAAUGCGUCAGUACAGCAGGGUGCACCACGGCAUUAAAGAAAUCCCCAUUAAAAUUACUCUGGUAAAACCCCAGCAGACUGAACCACAGAAGGACGAGCGGCCCAAGAUCCAGGCCCAAGACAAAAAAACUGGAGCCGAUACCAGCAGUACAGACCAGAGCACCAAGGCGUAAAGGAGUCCGAGCAGCAGGAUCCCGCUGUUCGGAGCUGCUAAUACCGUUCACCUUCACCGACGCUAAAGGGAGAAAACCGUGACUUGUGCAGCGAUCGAAUUUACUGUAUUAUACAUUCAGAACUGAAGACGGAGAAGACGACGGUGACGACUAACCAGGACUGCAGUGAGUGGAUGUGAUUAACAAGUAUCCGAAUGCUUUUGUAGUAGCUUGGACUUUUGUAGAUUUCCUCCUCAUUUGGUAAAAACUUUCUGUCAGAGGCUUGGAUUUGCACUUUGAAGUUAAUCCGACUGUUACGCGUCACAAAAUGGAAAAAGGAACAGAAACAAAUUGACGUGGACGGCUGCUCUCAUCUCUCACCCAGCAGGUCGGUUAUUUAGAGGCGACGGCGGCAGCAGGUGGCAAUCAUUUUUCAGCAUGUAUUUGCACUUUUCCUUAUCUGUUGUCUGUGGCCUUUUUUGGUUUGGACUUUUUCGAUGCAUGCCCUGAGCUAGAACUCCAGCUCCAUUUCACCUUUGAUUUCACGACGUAGGAUGGCUCACCUUAACGCAGUUAGGCCUUAAAACACUGAAUCUGAAUUUGCUUCGCAGGUCCGCUCGUCAAUAAUCAAUGCGAUUACACGGAAGGCAGUUAAAACGUAACCGGGUGCUUCAAUGAAACGGGUCCCUAAAAACAGAAAUAUUCAAACCAGAUGUAGACUAAUGUUAUGAAGGAAGUUUGGAAGCACUUUGGGUCUGUUUUAAAAAUAAAUACUUACUGAGAUAAAAGAGAAACUA